AUGACUUCGAUGGAGAAGGCACAACCGAAGCAAGUUCCCACCGACGAGAAACAACGCGAUCUCAUUAAAAGUAAGAUUCUUAGAGAAGGUCAUAUCGUCCCGAGAAACAUUUUUCGCCCGCUUUCAGAGCAACGAGAAGCCGCUAAAAAAGCUGAUGAGGAUCACCGCAACAAACUGAAACACUUCAAAGAAAAAACCGCACAGGUCAUGGAACAGUUCCUGAAAGACGCCAAGAACCCCAGUUUCAAUUUCAAACCCGUUCCCAAAAUUUAUCGUGCCAUCAUACACGACGUCGCAGAAACUAAACGACUGCCGGCCUAUUCCUUCGGAGAGGAAGACAUCGAUCGACACGUCGUUAUCUUCAAACCCGAACAUGCGCCAUGCGAAGAUCAUCUCGCGUGUCUGAGGAGAGGCGAGGUGUGGAAUCCGUUGAAAGCGGAAGAGCAGAAGGCUCUGCGCGAGCAGAUGGAGAAAGAUCGGGAGCAGGCUGAGUGGUUGCAGAAGCUCCGCAAAUCGAAAGGCGAUGCGGGCUCAUCAGACUGCGCUAGCGAUAAAUACAAAGCGAAAUACGAGAAGUACCUGGGGAAAGAAGCUGGUCUCGAAGCCGCGAGAAUCGCACAGCCGAACAAGCAGUUCGGUUUCGUUCCUUCCGAAAAUAAGAAAGAUGCGAGAACAAUAGAACAGGUUCUGGCGGACAACCGCGCCAAACGGCGGAGAAUCGAAGAAGUCCCCGCAAAUGACGAGGAAGAUCGCACCGAAAGCCUCCCUCAGCACUAGAUGAGGAUAAUUACUGCAUCGUUGGUCGGACUAGACUAGGCUACCCGACGCUAGAAUUAAUCAUUGUCGGGAGUCCAAAGAGAAGUUUCCGCUACUGAAAACUCGAAAUCAGCGAGAGCUAAAGGAACAGCUCCCGGGCAAGGAUCGAGUGUCAACCCCCAGUGCGGAAUAAGGAAUCUCGUGAUCAACUUGUCAGUCUAUCCGAGCGGACAUCUACGGAGCACAGACUCCAGAGCACCUCCGACCUAUUUGAUUGAUUUCCGCCUGCAUUCGGUAACUUCGUCUCGAGGGACUGGGGUAGCUAGCUCAAGAAAUCAUUGCUACGCCGAUCGAGUUUUCGCGACAAUUACACUGAAAUUGAGACGCACACCUUUGAAGCAGCUCUCGGCAUAUAAUUUCACCGCAAUCC
Galendromus occidentalis (western predatory mite) is the source of this 1186-nucleotide messenger RNA. RefSeq names its product sperm-associated antigen 7 homolog. The transcript has 4 exons. The record is from RefSeq and is a predicted model, not a curated record. Gene Ontology annotation, molecular function: nucleic acid binding. The coding region runs from base 1 to 777 and encodes 258 amino acids. Lineage: Eukaryota; Metazoa; Arthropoda; Arachnida; Mesostigmata; Phytoseiidae.